GCGUUGGGCAGCGGUGCUGAACAUUAUCCGUGGAAAGUAACUAGUUACAUUUAUUCAGGUAUUGUACUUAAGAACAAUUUUGAGGUAAUUCGACUUCAUUCGACUGUUUCUUCCACUUCAGUACUUACUCGUUACUUUUCAUUUAUGGCCCAUGCGGUCCGCCCUGGCCCCUGACAGCACCCCUACUGGUCUGAGGCGAACCUGUAACUUGGUACCGUUCUCUUAGUCCGUCAGGAGAGUCCAGAGCUCCGGUGGCGGACUGCCGUGAAUCACUCUGCAGCAUCUCCGAUUGUCUCCCGACAACUUGUAUCGGCAGCAGGAUGCUCGUGAUGAACUAGAACUAAAAGGUGUUUCCUGAGGACCUGAUAGAAGACUGGAUGUGGUUGUAACUAUGGUUACGUCAGGGUGGGGGCUGUGGGCCCUCUCCCCCUGUGGCCUUGCGCUGGUCAUCUGUUCGUCUGUGUGUCUGUCCCAGGAGCCUCGCGUCAAACCAGCAGACUGUAGUAGAAAGGAACAUCCUGUCGUCUCCUACCAAGCAUUGAGGCCGUGGGUGUCAGAGUUCUCCCAACCAGGAGUGAAGGAUUUCUCCCAUCUGUCCCUGGACCUGAGCAGAAACCAGCUCAUUGUGGGAGCAAGAAACUUCCUCUUCAGACUGAGUUUGAGCAACGCCUCGCUUAUUCAGGCGACAGAAUGGGCACCAGAUGAAGACACCAAGCGCUCAUGUCAGAGUAAAGGGAAGUCUGAGGAGGAGUGUCAAAACUACAUCCGUGUUUUACUCAUAAAUGGGAAGACCCUGUUCACGUGCGGGACCAAUGCUUUCACCCCAGUCUGCAUAACCAGACAGAUCGGUAACAUCAGUCAGGUGUUGGACACAGUGAACGGUGUUGCUCGAUGUCCCUACGACCCGCGCCACAACUCCACCGCCAUGGUGACAGAGAGGGGCGAGUUGUACGCCGCUACGGUGAUCGACUUCUCUGGACGUGACCCCGUCAUCUACAGGAGCCUGGGUAACAUGCCGCCACUGCGCACUGCCCAGUACAACUCCAAAUGGCUCAACGAGCCUCAUUUUGUGUCGGUGUACGAGAUUGGCCGGUUUGCCUACUUCUUCCUGAGAGAAACUGCGGUUGAAAACGACUGCGGGAAGAUGGUGUUCUCUCGUGUGGCCCGGGUCUGUAAGAAUGACAUGGGCGGACGCUUCCUUUUGGAGGACACCUGGACCACCUUCAUGAAGGCACGACUAAACUGCUCGCGCUCAGGAGAGAUCCCCUUUUACUACAAUGAGCUGCAGAGCACCUUUUACUUACCAGAGCAGGACCUGAUCUAUGGCAUCUUCACCACCAAUGUGAACAGUAUAUCCGCUUCUGCUGUCUGCGCCUUCAAUUUGAGCUCCAUCACCCAGGCCUUCAACGGACCCUUUCGCUACCAGGAGAACCCCCGUACUGCCUGGCUCUCCACCCCAAACCCCAUACCCAAUUUUCAGUGUGGAACGCUGGAGGAGGGAGGACCCGGAGGGAACUUGACAGAGCGCAGCCUCCAGGAUGCCCAGCGGCUCUUCCUCAUGAACGAUGUGGUCCAGCCGGUUACCGUCAACCCUCUGCUCACCCAGGACAACCUGCGCUUCUCCAAGAUGGUAGUGGACAUAGUGCAGGGCCGGGACACCCUCUACCAUGUCAUGUACAUUGGCACCGAAUAUGGCACAAUCCUGAAGGCUCUCUCCACAACCAACAAAAGCCUCCACGGCUGCUACUUUGAGGAGCUCAGGAUCCUUCCUGAAGGGCAAAUCGGACCAAUCAAGAGCCUGAAAAUCCUCCACAGUGACAGAUCUUUGUUUGUUGGGCUUGAAGACAGACUGGUGAAGAUCCCUUUAGAACGCUGCUCCAGCUAUCCCACUGAACGUCGCUGCAUGGAAGCUCGGGACCCUUACUGCGGCUGGGAUCACAAGCAGAAGCUCUGCACCACCAUCGAGGAGAGCUCCAACAUGAAUCAAUGGACCCAGAACAUCACUGAGUGCCCAGUGAGGAACCUGACACAGGAUGGCAGUUUUGGUCCUUGGGCACCAUGGCAACCUUGUAACCACGAUGACGGCGAGGGCUCCGUCAGCAGCUGCCUGUGUCGGUCCCGGUCGUGUGACGGACCAGCGGCCCAGUGUGGUGGGCUUGAAUGUAAGGGCUCAACUAUCCAGGUGGCAAACUGUUCCAGGAAUGGCGGCUGGACUCCUUGGUCUUCAUGGGGCCAGUGCAGCAGCAGUUGUGGUAUCGGUUUUGAAGUGCGGCAGCGGUCCUGCAACAACCCAUCGCCUCGCCAUGGCGGUCGAAUAUGUGUUGGCCAGGGUCGAGAGGAGAGACUGUGCAAUGAGAAAAAACCCUGUCCUCUGCCAGUGCUGUGGACAGCAUGGGGGCCCUGGGCUCACUGCAGUGCUGAUUGUGGAGGGGGGGUCCACUCCAGGACCAGAAUAUGUGAGAAUAGCAACAGCUGUCCUGGAUGUACCACGGAGUACAAGGCCUGUAACCUGGAGGCCUGCCCUGAAGUGCGUCGCAACACCCCCUGGACCCCCUGGAUGCCGGUCAACGUCAGUCAAGACGGGUCAAGACAAGAGCAGAGAUUCAGGUACACAUGUCGGGCACUGCUCCCUGACCCCCAGCAGCUCCAGCUGGGCAAGAAGAAGGUGGAGACGCGGUUCUGCCCCAACGACGGGUCCGGAGCCUGCCAGACUGACUCUCUGGUUGAAGACUUGGUGAAGACUAGUGGGCGAACACUGUCCCAGCCCCAAGGUGUGCGCUGGGGAUCGUGGGAAACGUGGUCCAGCUGUUCUCAGCAGUGUUCCGGAGGCUUCCGAACCAGGAAACGUAGCUGCUUGACAGCAGAGGGCAGGACCAACCCCAGUGCCUGUGUAGGAUCCCCAGUGGAGUAUCAGGACUGCAACACUCAACCAUGUCCAGUGAGUGGAGCCUGGUCUUGCUGGUCCUCCUGGUCCCAGUGUUCUGCAAGCUGUGGGGGUGGACACUACCAGCGGACUCGGACUUGCAGUAAUCCACCCCCUGCCAGCGGAGGAGACAUCUGUAUUGGCUUGCACACUGAGGAGGCACUCUGUAAUACACAUAUCUGUGACGGUUGGGGUGAGUGGACAGAGUGGGGGGAGUGUGAUGACGAGGGUCUGCAGCAUCGCACCCGUCACUGUGGUGAGGAUCAGGACGUCGAGGCCAUCCUCUGCCAGGGCAACAUCACCCAGUCGAGGCCAUGCCAGCCUCAUGAGGUGCCAGUUAUUUUACCUGGACAGGAGGACCAGAACUGUGGAACCUUUACUUUGUUCCAGUUGGUAGCUGUGGGCUCAGCCAGUUUCUUUGUAGCAGCGUUACUGUCAGCACUUGCCUACUCCUACUGCCACCACCUGAACCGACCAUCAGCCGAGUCAGCAGUCAUCCAUCCCAGCACGCCCAACCACCUAACCUACAACAAGCAGGGCAACACCACGCCAAAGAACGAGAAGUACAUCCCUAUGGAGUUUAAGACGCUAAACAAGAACAAUCUCCACGUGAACGAUGAGACGUGCAACCACUUCCCCUCCCCAUUGCCCUCCAGCAACAUGUUCACCACCACCUACUACCCCACCAGCCUGAGUAAAUACGACUUCCAUCCAGACUCCCCCUGUAGGACCUACAUGCACAGCUGAGAGGUGGCCUGGUUCUGAAAACGAAGCAAUCCCUACGCCCGACUUGAAGUGUUUCCUCAUUCAAAAAAUACACCAACAUUUUGAUAGAUUAUCCUGUUGGUUCAUUCUUAUGUUCCAGCCAAAUCAGAUCAGAUAGCGAGCUCUUAAAGGCUCAUUUCACCCAAAUUACACUUUUGUGAUUUUGCCUUGUAGAUAGUUUUGAUUUUAUUUGCCAAGUCUUUGAGAUGUAUCAGUUUUGUUUAAGGUGCCAACAGAAAUUGAGCUACAGCUCUAACCAGAAACUUUACACUGGAUAAUCUGCAGACCUCAAACCGUUUAACAGGGACUAUUUCUUCAGAAGAAAGUUGUUCUAAUUUGCCAAAUGUCUGUAGCAACAUUGUGGCGGCUCUUAAUUCAAAAUGAGUAACAUUUAUGUGUUGCCACAGCAUGCAAAGCAAUUUCAAGUGAGCACACAGAAAUGCCAUCUGAAGUUUCAGUGAAGAAAAGAAAACCAAGGGAUUUGUCAUUGCAUUGAGACACUUUGGCUGGCUUUAGAUGUUUGUUAGCCAGCUGAAGAUUUGGUCACAUUGGCCUUCUGCACCAAAUCCACACAUUCAUUCAGCAAGAGUGAUGCUGCAGUUUGUAUUCUGGUAGUGUUUUAUUCUACAAAACAAAGGUCUAAGUUCACAGGAAAAUAUUGGACGAAGGUGAACUCUGACUCAAACAUCUGCUGGAGUCAACCUGAGUGAGCCAUCAGCUUGAAUAUUAAUGUGACCGCACCUUGAGGACCUUAGAGUGUUUCAGAUCACUGUGUUUUCACUAAAUCUCUUGUGAAAAUGUUCUUGGUUUUUUUUGCCAUCCUUCAGAAUUUAUUUGUGGUGAAAAAAAGAAGCGACUGGUUAACUGGAUGCACAGACAGUUCACAGCCAAUCACCAACGAGGAGCAACAGCUGUCCUUAUCUUAAAGUGUGGGAUGUGCAAGCUACAGUGGCGUGAUUGCAGAGGCACACACCAGCCCACACCUUCAAGGAGGACCCAUGUUUUCAUUUGCUCUUUAAAUAAGAGCAGCACCUACCGUUCAGGUGUUCCCAUUUCCUCUUACUUCACCAACCCUGCGGUGCUCUGUAGAGCCUCAGAACUGUGGAGCCUCAAAGAGACUUCAGACACUGUAUGUACCUGGAUUUCCACUUGGCAUAGAAGAGUCUCUUUCCUUUUUCUUUUCUUCACUUUACAGUAUUAGUGAGUCCUCUGAAUCUACCCGCUGAAAUUAUCUGGCUCAGACAUGUAAGUGUGGGUUGCCGUUAAUAAAGACUGGCAUCUGUGAUGAAAAAACAGACAGAUAAAAUGAUGCGUCGUAAGAAACUUCAUCCCUCACUGAGUGUGAAUGCAUGCAGGGGAAGAAAUGACUUAUUUGCUUUAAUUUUCUUGUUUGGCUGAUUCCACAAUGAAAAACAGAUGUGACUGUUUGUAUUGUACUGUAUCUAUAUCUACUGAAACAAAAUGAUUUGAAUUUGUAAACUCAUGGGGGAUUUUUUUUUGUCAGUCACCCUCCUUUUUUUUCCACAUGUUAAAGCAGUAAGGUUAUUGUUCACAAAUCACCAAAAAUUAAACAGCUAUAACUGUAUAUUUCAGAGCCUCUCACCAGAACAUGAACGCACCAUAAAUCAGUCACAGGGUCCUCGCUUUCAGUGCCAUGCAAGAAAAAGGUAACUCAACAAUAUGUAUAACUGUGAUGAACUGACUUGCUUGAGCAGCUUUUUACAUUUUGUUUUUACUGAAAUGAAUGGAGGACAAAGGCUGCCCAAAAGCAGGACAAAAUCUAAAAGACUUUUAUAUGUAGAAAAUGUUCUGCCGCCAUGUAAUAAGUUAUAAGUUUUUGAUAACAUGUGCUUAACACUGGUUUUGCCAUUUAAGGAAAACAACAUGGACUAAAUGUAACAGUGAGCACAUUUGGAGAGAACAAAAAAAAUAUAUAUUACUUGGCUUUUUACUCUUCUGUGUCUGCAUGGAUUUCCUCUGGGCGGCCAAGCUUCCUCCCACAGUCCAAAAACAUGCAGGAUAGAUGAAUGAGACACUGACUUGUCCAUAUGUGAAUGUGAGUAUGAAUAUCUCUGUCUAUAUCUGUCUACCCUGUUGUCACCAUAACAAUAUAAGGAAUUCAGUGGUCACAGAAGACCUUUAAAACAAAUUCAUCACCAUCUAAGCCACAUUUCAGGACAAUUUUAACAUUUAAGCUGUUGUGUUUCUGAAUACCAAGAAAUGAAUUCAGGUGUCAAAUGGUGUCACCACUCACAGUGUUAAUCAGCAUAAAACAAAGAUCUGAUAAUAUACAUUCACUUUUGGGUACUUGCAUACAAGUGACUGCAUGCGCUCUUGGAUGAAACUGUACAAACUGUACAACUGUACGAAAUAUGUCUGUGGAUAUUCUCAUUCAUCCAGGUCAAAGCUGUCUCAGGGAGAUUGAAUCCAACACACUUGGACUUGGUUAAUAGCGUUCAAGUCCAGUUGUGUUCAAUUCAGUCCCCUUGAGAUAACUGUAAUAUGUUGUUGUUGUGUGUAUUUGGCCUAAAAAAAUGUAAAUAUUCAUUCUCAUGGGGGUGUCCUCACUGUCUUCACAUCUCUUCACAGUUUGCAAAUGAAUUACGAAUUUGUUUUGCUCCCAAAACACACUGAUGGGACUUUGAUUUAACACUGCCUUUUGGACACUGUGAACUUUUGGAACUUUCUAUUUUUAUAUAAUGUACACUGUAAAAAAAAAAAUGAAUAAAUCAGUUUUGGUGCCACCAUUUUGGUUAUCUAUGCUAGAAGUUUAGCCAAAGUGUCCUUUUACCACAUUACUUUUGCUAGCUUAAGAUAAGCUAGCCUUUGAUAAAUAUUUUGGUAUCCCACAAAUACUGCUGUAUCUGCGCAAUAGCUUUAACUAUCUUAAUAAUCUUAAUAGGGCUAAUCAAUUACAGUGUACUGUAAUUAGUCAAAUACUGUACCUCUGAUUUACUAACAGGGUAUCAAAGAUCUGGGAAAAACCUGAAAAUAUUCACAACUGAGAAACAAACCAGUAAAUUUUCAGAAUUUUGGCUAAAAAUGAUGCAAACUUUGAUCGACUAAUUGAUUAAUUGGCUAAUCAUUUCAGCUCUAGAGGAAACUUUAGUCCAUCUUGCUUCGAUGUAUUGAUCAUUUAUUCACAGUCAACUAAAUACCUGGA
This is a messenger RNA of Scatophagus argus, 6851 nucleotides long. Its product is annotated as semaphorin-5B-like. The record is from RefSeq and is a predicted model, not a curated record. Bases 392 to 3670 code for a protein of 1092 amino acids. Gene Ontology annotation, biological process: semaphorin-plexin signaling pathway; axon extension; negative regulation of axon extension involved in axon guidance. Gene Ontology annotation, molecular function: semaphorin receptor binding; chemorepellent activity. Lineage: Eukaryota; Metazoa; Chordata; Actinopteri; Scatophagidae. The transcript is spliced from 23 exons.